Molecule: messenger RNA, 6519 nt
Organism: Mytilus californianus (California mussel)
Lineage: Eukaryota; Metazoa; Mollusca; Bivalvia; Mytilida; Mytilidae
Exons: 8
Coding region: 264-6419 (2051 amino acids)
Source: RefSeq, a predicted model, not a curated record
CAGGGGAGGGUUAUGUGAGCGAACUUACUCUAUUGCCAUCAGAUAACCAAACAGGAUUAUAUUCAUGUGCAGUUCGUAAAGAUGGUGUAUACACAGUACUACAUUCUUUCAUUCUUAUACGGCAUGAUGUUAAAAUAGAACAUUUCCCUCAAGAAGUAGAACUACUUGGAUUGGAAAUAUUUCUGAUAUUUGUACCAAUAUUGUUAAUUGGAUGUAUAGCUGCUGCAGUUGUGGAUCGUCUCAAAUCAUUGAAAAAAGAAAAAAUGCAAAUCAUUCAAAAGACGCUUAAAGAUGAAUUUCAAAACUCAAUGAGCAAAUUACCACUUGUUGAAAAACCUGAACAAGAUGGGCCAGGAGAUGACAUUAAUGUUGCCCUAGAUCAGGCAGACAAAGAUCCAAAUGAUUUAGGUUUAACUGAUGAAAUGGACACAACCAGACAACAUGAUGACCUUGAAACAUCUGGCAUAUAUGACGAAAUAGACAUAGACAAGACUAGUAAAACUAAUGAGUUUGACACAACAGGACCUAUAGAUGACGAGGAUAUGGAUGAUGGCUAUGAAACAAUAAUUUUUACUACCAAAAAAACAGAACCAAAAAUACAGAAAAAAUCAGGACCUGACAGGGAAGAUUUUAUGUCAAAGUUUCAAGGAAAUGAAUUUCAGAGAAAGUGGGAUGAAAAAAUCAGCGAGUGGCAAGAUAAAAAAGAUAAAUUGAGAGCAGAGGGCAAACCAAUCUUUGAGAAACCAGCAGAAGCACAGUCAAAAGAGUCAAAAGGUUCUGUCCGUUGGUCAACUCCUGAUAUUCAUUCAGCCGAGGCUUUUCCGAGAUCAUCACAAAUGAUAAGAAAACAUCAUUCAGCUCCAAACCAACCAUUAACGAAUGAGUAUCAUCCCGAAACUUCAUCUGGACCCACACGGUCCAAAAGUAUGCCAUAUCAUUCUUACAGAUCAAAAACUUACCAGUCAUCUGAGAUGGUGUCAGGUCGUCCACCAUAUUCAAUUCCUAGUCAGGAAAUGUUAGAUUCAGCAGCUCAGUUAUACAGAAAACAAUUCAAGUCAUCUUCCAGUAGCCAACAAUCAGCUAGGAAUCUGUAUGCUACUGUUGCAAGGCAGAGUGGUGAAAGACCUAAACCUCCACCAGCUCCACCACCUCCCCCGCCUCCCACGCCUCCUAUACCACCUAAAACUUGGGAUAUGUCAGCAUUUCAUCCAAGUAGUCACCAGUCAGUGAAUAAUCGUAAUGCUAGAUUACAGAUUGAGGCAAAACAUUCAUCUCAACAAUUGGGAGGUGAUCAGCAUGGUAGAAGAAUAUCACAGAUUUCAACGAGAGAUCCAUCAGACUUGAUGUUUCCUCCUGGUAGUCGACAAUCAGGAAGUGAUCAAUAUGAUUUGAAUGCAUGGCAGAGUGAGGGAAGCCUUCCACCACCCCCUUUUCCCUAUACUCCGCCUACACCACUUCCCCCUGGUAGUCGACAAUCAGGAAAUGAUCAAUAUGAUUUGACUACAUGGCAGAGUGAGGGAAGCCUUCCACCACCCCCACUUUUUCCCCCUGGUAGUCGACAAUCAGGAAAUGAUCAAUAUGCUUUGACUACAUGGCAGAGUGAGGGAAGCCUUCCACCACCCCCGAUUCUUCCCCCUGGUAGUCAACAAUCAGGAAAUGAUCAAUAUGCUUUGACUACAUGGCAGAGUGAGGGAAGCCUUCCACCACCCCCACUUCCCCUAACUCCGCCUCCACCACUUUCCCCUGGUAGUCGACAGUCAAGAAAUGAUCAAUAUGAUUUUAAUGCAUGGCAGAGUGAGGGAAGCCUUCCACCAUACCCACCUCCACCACCUCCACCUCCCCCACCUCGCCAACAUCAAAGACAGGAUAUAUUACCACCUCAUCUAAGAAGUCAGCAGUCAAUAAAUAAUCAUAAAGCUAGAAUGCAGAUGGCAGCAAAACUUUCAUCUCAACAAUUAGGAGGUGAUGAGCAAGUUAGAAAUAAAUCACAGAUUUCAGACUUCAUAAUUUAUCACAGAAGUCGACAAUCAAUAAAUGAUCAGAAUGCUAGUAAUGCAAGACUGAGUGCUCAAAGAUUUCCACCUCCCCCAACUGAAAAUCAGGAUAUGUCAGCACCUCAUCUAAGUAGUCAGCAGUCAAUAGAGGAUCAUUAUGCUAGAUUGCAGAUGGCGGCAAAACAUUCAUCACAACAAUUGGGAGGUGAUAUGCAUGCAAGAAAAAUAUCACAAAUUUCAUCAAAAGGUCUUUCAGAUUUCACAUCAUCUCCUAGGAGUCAACAAUCAGUUAAUGAUCAGUUUGCUGUUAACGCAAGGCAGAGUGCAGAAAGACGUCCAUCUUACCAAACUGAAAGUCAGGAUAUGUUAGCACCUCAUCUAAGUAGUCAGCAAUCAAUAGAGAAUCGUAAUUCUAGAUUGCAGAUGGAAACAAAACAUUCAUCUCGACAAUUUGAAGGUGAUCAGCAUUCUCGAAAAAUACCACAGAUAUCAUUGAAAGGUCAGUCCAACUUCACAUUACCACCUGGUAGUAGGCAAUCAGUAAAUGAACAGUAUGUUAAAGAUGCGAGGCAGAGUGUGGAAAGACUUCCACCUCCCCAAACUGAAAGUCAGGAUAUGUUAGCACCUCAUCUCAGUAGACAGCAGUCAAUAGAGAAUCGUAAUUCUAGAUUGCAGAUCGAAGGACAACAUCCAUCUCAACACUCAGGAGGUGAUAUGCAUGCUAGAAAAAUAUCACAUAUUUCAUCGAAAGGUCUUUCAGAUUUCACAUCAUCUCCUAGGAGUCAACAAUCAGUUAAUGAUCAGUUUGCUGUUAACGCAAGGCAGAGUGCGGAAAGAUAUCCACCUUACCAAACUGAAAGUCAGGAUAUGUUAGCACCUCAUCCAAGUAGUCAGCAAUCAAUAGAGAAUCGUAAUUCUAGAUUGCAGAUGGAAACAAAACAUUCAUCUCGACAAUUUGAAGGUGAUCAGCAUUCUCGAAAAAUACCAAAGAUAUCAUUGAAAGGUCCGUCCAACUUCACAUUACCACCUGGUAGUCGGCAAUUAGUAAAUGAACAGUAUGUUAAAGAUGCGAGGCAGAGUGUGGAAAGACUUCCACCUCCCCAAACUGAAAGUCAGGAUAUGUUAGCACCUCAUCUAAGUAGACAGCAAUCAAUAGAGAAUCAGUAUGCUAGAUUGCAGAUGGGGGCAAGGCUUUCAUCUCAAUCAGUGACUCAUCACAAAGCAGGUGCUAGUAGAACAUUACAGAUGACAGAAAGUUUCAAGUCACAUCCAAGUGAAAGUGAGGGUCUUUCAACGACUCGUAUGGGUAGGAGACAGAUAUCAGAUGUUCAAUAUUCUAGUCAAACAUCUAAUAUGUUAAGACAACAUCCAUCAUAUCCAAAUCAAGGCCAAGAUCUUUUAUACCCAUCUGAACAUCCUGCUAGUAAAACAUCGCAGAUGGUGAAACGGCGUUCAUCAAUUUCAUCCCAAGGUCAAGUAAUGUCAGACACAGUUCAGAAGGUCAGAAGUCAAAAAGUACAAAAUAUUCAGAAUGCAAGUAUGACUACCCAGAUGGUUGACCAAUAUUCAACACAAGACUUGAAUAGUUCAGUACCUCUUCCUCCCAGUUAUCAAUCAAAAACUGGGUCACUUGUUAGCAAACCAAAGCAGAUGACAUCUCAGCAUUCAUCAACUUCACCUCAGCGCCAAAAUAUGUUGGACACAGCACCUUAUAUCAGUAGUCAACAAUCAAGAGAUGGUAAGCAUGCUAGUAAUACAAUGCAGAUGACCGGAGGACAUAUAUUACAUGGUACACAAACUUCAUUCAUACAUCAGGGGUUUAAAGAUAAUCUGCAUACAAGGAAAUCAUCACAAAUGGCGGCAAGACGUUUGUCAGAUCCUAUGCAGAAGGCAGCUGUUACAAAUUUACAAACAAGUCAUGAAGGAGAAAAAACACCAGACAUCCAAUAUAAUUCAAGAAAUUCAAUGGAUGUUGCCAAAGGACAUCUUUCUGAUCCUACUCAUAGAUGGACUCACUUAGAAUCACAAAGAAGAGAAUCAGCUGAGGAUGUUCAGUAUAUCAGCAAACAUUCAUAUGCUGUGUCCCGUUCUCCACAAAAAAGUCUCCAUAUGGAUAGACGUUCUUCAUAUGAAAGUUUCCCGCCACCACCUUCCACCUGGACGCUUGUUUCUAAAGAUUCAAGAAAUGAAACAUCACCUUUGAAAAAAGACUUUAACAGCAAACCAAUUCCAUAUGAAGGGCCAUUAUCUGGUCAAAGAACUAUGUUACAUAGAUCGCCACCAAGGAUUUUGCCACCUCAACGUCGUGCAUCAUUGACCUCUGAUACUUCGCCUCUGCCAAAAGUUCUGAGAUCUCCACCAAGAAAGUUAUUGUCUCCAACAGUAGAAAUUUCUUCAGAAAGGUCAGAGUCUCUUCCAGAUGAUGUAAGUGUUGGGUCACAAUCAAGGAUGCUCUCAUUUUCUAAUCAGGAAAUGUCUUCACAAGACAAAUUAAGGUCUAUGCAAGAUGAUUCAGAAUCUCAACAAAAUGCUGCAUCAGCUCCACACCAUUUACCGUCUUCACAUGAAAAAAUAAGGUCUACACAGGAUGUUUAUGUAUCUCCACAAAAAGCUGCAUCAGCCCGACGCUAUAUACCAUCUUCCCAGGAAAAAAUAAGAUCUGUACAGGAUGUUCAUGUAUCCCCACAAAAAGCUGCAUCCUCAAAACGCCAUGUAACAUCUUCCCAUGAAAGAAUUAGGUCCACACAGGAUGUUAAUGUAUCUGGACAAAUAGCUGCAUCAGCCCCACACAAUGUACUAUCUUCACCGGAUAAUAUAAGGUCUAUACAGGAUGUUUAUGGAUCUCCACAAAUAGCUGCAUCAGCCCCACUCAAUGUACCAUCUUCACUGGACAAUAUAAGGUCUCUUCAGAAUAUUUAUGGUUCUCCACAAAAAGCUGCAUCAGCCCCGCACUAUAACAUUAUAAGGUCUGUACAGGAAGUUUCAGGAUCUCUACAAAAAGCAGCAUCAGCUCCACAACAUGCACCAUCUUCAACAGAAACAAUUAGGUCUAUUCAGGAUGUUUAUGGAUCUCUGCAAAAAGCUUCAUCUUAUCCAAGUCGUGUACCAUCUUCCCAAGAAAAUAUAAAGUCUUUACAGGACAUUUUAGGAUCUCCACAAAUAGAAUCAUCAGCUCCACGCCAUGCACCAUCUUCAACAGAAACAAUUAGGUCUAUACAGGAAGUCUAUGGAUCUCCACAAAAAGCAGCAUCAGCUCCACGCCAAGCACCAUCUUCAACCGAAACAAUUAGGUCUAUACAGGAUGUUUAUGGAUCUCCAAAAAUAGCUGCAUCUUAUCCAAGCCGUGUACCAUCUUCAGUGGAAUCAAAUAGGUCUAUACAGGAUAUUUAUGGAUCCCCACAAAAAGCAACAUCAGCUCCACGACAAGCACCAUCUUCACCAGACAAAAUACGAUCUAUACAGGAUGUUUAUGGAUCUCAACAAGAAGCUGAAUCUUAUCAACGCCACGAACCAUCUUCAACAGAAAAAAUAAGAUCAAUGCAGAAUGUUUAUGGAUCUCCACCAAAAUCUUCUUCAGCCCAAGGGAGUGUACCAUCUUCAAUGGAAAAAAUAAGAUCAAUGCAGAAUGUUUAUGGGUCUCCACCAAAAUCUUCUUCAGCCCAAGGCAGUGUACCAUCUUCAACAGAUAAAAUAAGAUCAAUGCAGGAUGUUUAUGGAUCUCCACAAAAAUCUUCUUCAGCUCAAGGCAGUGUACCAUCUUCAAUGGAAAAAAUAAGAUCAAUGCAGAAUGUUUAUGAAUCUCCACCAAAAUCUUCUUCAGCCCAAGGCAGUGUUCCAUCUUCAACAGAAAAAAUAAGAUCAAUGCAGAAUGUUUAUGGAUCUCCACCACAAUUUUCUUCAGCUCAAGGCAGUGUACCAUCUUCAAAGGAAAAAAUUAGGUCUAUACAGGAUGUUUAUGGAUCUCCACCAAAAUCUUCUUUAGCUCAAGGCAGUGUACCAUCUUCAAUGGAAAAAAUAAGAUCAAUGCAGAAUGUUUAUGAAUCUCCACCAAAAUCUUCUUCAGCCCAAGGCAGUGUACCAUCUUCAACAGAAAAAAUAAGAUCAAUGCAGGAUGUUUAUGGAUCUCCACCAAAAUCUUCUUUAGCUCAAGGCAGUGUACCAUCUUCAAUGGAAAAAAUUAGGUCUAUACAGGAUUUUUCAGGAUAUCCACAAAAAGCUGCAUCAAUUAAUGAUGAUAUAGGAAUGAAAUCCUAUACUUCAGAUGACAAUGUUUCGGUACAUUCUUUACUAUCUAUAACUCACAAAUCAACUACUAGUAAAUCAGAUUUCUCUUCUUUGCAAUCUAGAGGUAGUUUUACAGCGAAGUCAGAUGAAAGUGUUCAAUCAUAUGAUGACUUAAUUGACAGAGAUUUAAACUAUACAUAAAUAGCAUUUCCAAAACUUAAUGAUUGAAUUUAAUUUUUAAAAUGUUUUUCGUUAUCUGUAUUUUUGGAGUUCAAAGAGAUUAGAAUUAAAAUUAUAAAAA